Serpula lacrymans var. lacrymans S7.9 is the source of this 1197-nucleotide messenger RNA. RefSeq lists its product as uncharacterized. Bases 161 to 1129 code for a protein of 322 amino acids. The transcript is spliced from 7 exons. Lineage: Eukaryota; Fungi; Basidiomycota; Agaricomycetes; Boletales; Serpulaceae. The record is from RefSeq and is a predicted model, not a curated record. Gene Ontology annotation, molecular function: protein binding.
GCAGAAAGACAGGCCGUUGGACUACUACUCCACAAACUACAAACAGGUUUUCUUGCCCUUGACGCUCUUUCUUCUUUCUUCGGUAGCUUUCAUGAAUUCGACACCAUCAUCUUCAUCUUCCGUGAACGGCUGUACCCCUUCUAGCAAUGGUGUAUCACACAUGUCUGCAUCUACACCUUCCGAACAUUCCUACGUCAGCCAUGGCGAGAACCACAACUCAUCUGGCUCUUUCCCUGUCCCGAAUGGUUACUCGCAAAUGCCUUAUCAGCCGCACAACGAGGAAAUAGUGCAUCACCUGUACCAUGCCGGCUUUCAAACUGGUAAUUACGCAGACACCAUCUUGCAUGUUCACCAAAAUGCAUAUCGAUUGCACGCCAUCAUUCUUUCACGUUCGCCUUUCCUCGCACACCUGAUGUCUACAUCGCCUCAGUCGGGAGGUCAACGUACACUUUUUGUACAGCUAGAUCAUGAACCGGAAGUUACGCGCGAGGGCUUUGCUAUAGCGCUGGGCUACCUUUACUCGUCUGUCUCAUUAAGUUUGAUACGACCUGAAAAUGCACGCGGAGUGCUUGCGGCAGGCUGCCUCCUUGGCGGCAUGGAUGACCUUUGCGGCUAUUCCUAUGAAACCUGCAGGCAGUCCUUUAGCGUCGACACUAUCACAGAAUGGCUGGAGUUUGUGCAUAGUAUUCCUGUACCGGAUAAUUCAGGUAACCCUGAUAUGGCAGUAGCAUCUGUCUUUGGGCAGUACGCCCAAAGGUUGCGAGACGAUGUAUUUCAUUUCCUUAUAGUGACUCUUCCCAGCAUUCUGGAAGUACAUUCUUCCAUGACACCCGAAAGCAGUCCAUCAGAGGGACAUGGUGGUCGUGAUACCUUAUUGCGUGUAUUUUCCCUCGUGCCAUUCGAGAUGUUCAAAGCCGCAGUGGAAUCACCCACCUUCCAAAUUGGGUCGGAUCAAGCACGAUUCAAAUUUGCUAAAGAUGCCAUUGAGCUGAGAAAGCGGGGAAUUGCGAGGGGGCAUGGGGCAGAAGAGACGGUUGUGCUUGCGUUUGGAGGAGGACAAAUGGGUGGAAGCGCUGUGCACGUUACGCGAAAAAUGCGUAAACGGCCUUUAUGGAAAGUUAACUCCUGAAUCGCGUUUCUUCGAUAGGCAUGUUACGUGACAAUUCUUGGUUCAAAUUUAGUUGCUCUGUUGUUCUG